Molecule: messenger RNA, 2891 nt
Organism: Pantherophis guttatus
Lineage: Eukaryota; Metazoa; Chordata; Lepidosauria; Squamata; Colubridae
Source: RefSeq, a predicted model, not a curated record
GGGAUGCGGCGCUUCCGAGUUCCGCCUGGAGAAUUCUGCGCCUGCGCACUAGAAGAACUCGACAGAGAGUGGCCCCAUAGGGGCGGAAAAAAACUUUAGGGAACUUUGGAGGGAAAAAAAUUUAAAUUGGGUUUAAAUGGGAUCAUGUCUUCCGGUAGAAGCUGAGCCCCGACUUCAGAUGUGGCCUGAUAACAUUGAUGACUGCAGUCUCCCCAGGCAAAUGGGACGGUCCCCGCUAAGCAACCCAGUUGAUUUGUUUCAUUCAGAACCCGUCGUGAAAAUCUGUGCUCCUAUGGUUAGGUAUUCAAAAUUAUCCUUCAGAACUUUAGUCAGGAAAUACGAUUGUGAUUUAUGCUACACGCCAAUGAUCAUAGCGGCUGAUUUUGUCAGAUCUUUGAAAGCGAGGCACAGUGAAUUUACAACAAAUCAAGGUGACCAUCCUUUGAUUGUUCAGUUUGCUGCUAAAGAAGCACAAGUUUUAGCAGACGCAGCUGGCCUUGUUAGUCCGUUUGCAGAUGGCGUAGAUUUAAACUGUGGUUGUCCGCAAAGAUGGGCCAUGGCAGAAGGCUAUGGUGCUUGCUUAAUAAACAAACCACAACUGAUACAAGAGAUGGUGAGAUCAGUAAGAAAUCAAGUAGAAAACCCCACAUUUUCAGUAUCUAUUAAGAUACGGAUCCAUGAAGAUCUCAAAAGAACUGUAGACCUCUGCCAAAAAGCAGAGUCAGCCGGCGUAUCCUGGAUCAGCGUACAUGGCAGAAGUGUAGAGGAAAGACACCAGCCGGUGCACUACGAUGCAAUUAAGACAAUUAAAGAUAGCAUCUCCAUACCGGUGGUAGCUAACGGUGACGUGAAAUCCCUGAAAGAUGUGGAGGCCAUUCAUCAAAGAACAGGAGCUGAUGGCGCCAUGACCUACCAGUGGAGCGUCGUGGCCGCCUUUCUCUACGGCGAAAUCGCUUUGUUGCUCCUGCUCUGCCUGCCGCUCGUCUCGCCCGUGAGAUGGAAUAAGAUUUUUAUGAUCUCUGUAUGGAAUAGAAUCGCAAGCUAUUGGAACAAGACAUUCCUUACUAUUAUAGUUAUAUUAAUUGUUUUAUUUCUUGAUGCAGUAAGAGAAGUGAGGAAAUACUCAACUGUUCAAUUAAAUGAAGACAACCCCCAUUCGACCCAUUCCGCAAUCGAUCACAUUCACAUGAAACUCUUUAGAUCACAACGAAAUCUUUAUAUAUCAGGAUUUUCCCUCUUUCUUUGGCUUGUAUUGAGACGUCUUGUUUCUCUUAUCACUAUAUUGGCAAAUGAGAUGGAAACGGAGAAUAUUCUGAAAAUAGAAGUAGCAAACAGCAAUGAAGUUGCCCGGAAAUGCUUAGAAGAAAACGAAAAAUUGCAAAUGUCAUUGAAAGAAAUGAAACAUUCUACCGGUGAACAUUUGUGUUUGGUAACAAAUGAGAAGCUAACUGUAGAAGUGGAACAGUUAAAAACAGCAUUAAAGGCAACUUCAGAAGCUCUCUUGAAAACAAGAAAUGAAAUUAUUACUGCUAGGAAGCACUCUGAAGAACUUAAAAAAGAAUAUGACCUCCUUGUAAAAGAACAUGAAAAACUACAGCAACAAACAGGAGCUUCCAGUAAGAAAGAUCUCUAAAGCAGAACAAGAACAUGCACAGCAACCUGAAUUGUUUAUUUGUUUGGUUUUUACUUUACAGAUAUAUAUGGAAAAGCUUUUGGGUUUUUUGUUUUUUUUAAAUAGAUUUACUGCAUUCAUUGCUGAAAUAUCACAAUUUAACAAUUACCUAGACCUUUUUAAUUUUGCAGCAAUGUUUUUGCCAAAUCUACGUUAGUCAUGCCAAAAAGUGCAGUGAUUCCUUGUUACAAACUCUGUUUGGUUACAAAAUACUGAUGAGUUCAUACAGUGGAUUACUGUUCAAACACCACGUCUGUAUCUCGUUGGGUGCAAGGAAUUAUUCAUAAGUUUACGCCAUUAAGUGGUACAUUCAAUGCCAAUAUGUGUUGUUUUUUUAAUCCGACAAGGAUGAUAUAAAUCAUUUUAAGGAAUUCUUACUUGCCACUCUGAGAUUUUUUUUUAAAAAAAGGAAGUUUAGAUACAAAGUAUUGUUCUGAUGUGGAAAUUGCUUUAUACAUUACUUCAAGCAUAAAAUUAAGAUGAAUUAAAUCCACUUUGCUAGAAAUGAUCAGGAACGUCAUCAAAUUUGGUCAAUAUAAGAAUUAGCAUAGAGAUGUUAUCUAACCAUACGGGUGAAAGUAGACAAUCGGUAGAAAUAAUGAGAUUGGUUCAAAGCAGCCUUUCUGAGCCAGAUGUUUUGAGACUACUACUCUUAAAAUUACCAUCUGAUUUCCUCAUUUGGGGAAUUCCUGCCCAACCACAUCUGGUAGAUGUCAUACCGGAGAAGGAUUGUGUACUUUAUUUUUAUAUAUUGAAGGAGAUCUAUAAAUUUAGUUCCAGUCUGUAAUUUUUUCACUUAACAUGUUCAAGAGUUUGCAUAGAUAUUUGUCAGGAUCUCAUGUUCCACUUUUGGGGGGGAAAUUAAGCAGUGUUUACUAAGCUGCCUUUUCUGUGAUUAAUUGCACUGUACUUAUCCUGGGUUGGAUUCCAACAUGUUUCUCCAGAGGAUACAACAGAGGUUUUAGGUGAAAAGAAGGGCUCUUCUGAUGCUACUCCAGAAGAUCUCUUAACCGUCCUGAGCAACUUUACAAAGAGAAUUUGCAAUUGAUGAAAAUUGUUUUACCACUUGCUUCCACUUUCACAGGGAAACGCUGCUGAAUUCAAACCUGAAGGCAGCUUACUGCUUUCAUUAUUCCCAUUUCAAUGGGUUGCCUUUUCCACAUUUGUGUCACUAUUUUACUUGAAUGUUUGUUUCUUAAUAAAGAGAUGUUUAAGCUUU